ACUGCCAGGUGUGGAAAAGUAUGCUGACACACACACACGUACACCACCGCUCUGUAUGUUAUCUGUAUGUUCACUCAUGUAAUGUGUGUCUUGGAUGGAUGAUUUACAAAAUGAAGGCCAUAUGUGAACGAGAAGCAGUAUAUUAGGAGAAGGACGAGAAUCAUUCUGCAGUGUGCUUUGUGAACCACGAGAAACAUCUGGAAGUGUGUUUUGCAAGCCACUCUGCUUUGUUGUCGCCUGUUCGCGGGUAGCAAUAAAUUCUUCUUUCAUACUUGCUCCGGACUCCUCGAUUCCUCAUGCUCUCUUAUUUAGUUGAAGUGAUAGAAUUUGGCUAUUUUCUACCACAUAAUUGGCGUCAUGAACAGGAUUGAAGAACAGAGACACUGCAGGACGGGGUUCGAACAAAUCAUGAAGCAGAGCUCAUCAUAAAAAGUGGAAUGGAAUACGUCUUGGGACAGAGGAUCAGAUGCCGGGGGGAGAGGGUCUACCGACCCAGACACACCUAUCUCUCCCUGAGUGAGGAGGAAUGCAGGCGUAAGCUACGCCUGACCCGUCAGGCUGUCACAGAUAUCUGCCAUCUCCUGGCAGAUGAGCUGGGGACUGAUGCACGCUGUCCCUAUGCCCUCCCCGUUGCAGUGAAAGUUACAGCGCCACUGCAUUUCUAUGCAUCUGGGUCGUUCCAGCAUCCCCUUAGUUUUAUUGGACGCAUUUCACAAUCGGCAAUAAGUUCGGCUAUACAUGCAGUUACGUCAGGUCUAGUCCGACAUGCUGGGGAAUACAUCAAAUUCCCUGUUACACCUGACAGCCAGGAAAGAACAAAGCAGGAGUUUUGGACCAAGUAUGGGUUCCCUGGCGUCCUUGGUGCUAUAGACUGCACCCAUGUGCAGCUACGUGCCCCAUCAGUAAACGCACUCAUAUACAUAAACCGGAACGGAACUCAUUCGAUUAAUAUCCAAGUAAUUUCCGAUGCUAAUUGUAGAAUAAAUCAUGUCUUUGCUAAUUACCCUGGCUCAAGCCAUGACUCUUUCAUAUUGGCAAACUCGACCAUUCCUGCCAUAUUCGAGGGGAAUCCUCCCUUGGAUGGGUGGCUGUUAGGGGACAACGUUUAUCCGUUGAAGACAUGGCUCAUGACCCCAUUUCUUAUGCCAGCAACAGUGCGCAAAAUUGUAUUCAACAGGAAACACACACAAACACGCAGUGUAAUUGAACGUACAUUCGGAAUACUGAAAAUGCGCUUCAGGUGUUUGGAUAGGUCAGGUGGUACAUUACAGUAUGGUCCUCAGAAUUUCGCAGCAUUCUUUGUGGCAUGUUGUGUUUUACACAACAUUGCCAUGAAUCAUGGAUGUGUCGAUGACAUUAAUGAGGAUAGAUUAGAGGACUUAAGGAGACGUGAUGCUGAACUGCAUGUGCCGAUGCCAUUACGUCCAAAUGCCCCAGCAGCAGCACGGGAGAGGAGAGCUCAUCUGUCAGAGGAGCUGCAUCGUAUAUAGUGAGAGACUCUGACCAGCUGCAAGAGCCAUCAGGAACCGACAGACCAAGGACGGCUUUGACAGAAGAGGUGAAGCAGAGGCUGUCUCAAGAGGUCUGCGACACCGACACCAUCCUGGCUCACACCAAAGCGAGGUUCUCUUUCACUGGCCACCUUGUGAGUGCUACCUUAGUACAAGGAAAUAUGUUUGAAAGGUACUGCCAUUCAUUUCCUGCUGAUGCUCUGAAUGCCACUGUGAAGGCAUAUCCCACACUGAACAAGGCAAAGCUCAAGACGGAACUGUCUCUGAUCUAUGAGAAUCCUGAAUCAAGUGUGCAGAUUGUAUGUAGUUCUCUGCAAAACUAUGGUGGCAUAAUGCCUUCAGUGUGCUUAUUUUAUAUAGUUCUCUGCAAACCUAUGGUGGCAUCAUGCCUUCAGUGUGCAUAUUGUAUGUAGUUCUCUGCAAACCUAUGGUGGCAUCAUGCCUUCAGUGUGCAUAUUGUAUGUAGUUAUCUGCAAACCUAUGGUGGCAUCAUGCCUUCAGUGUGUCUUGAACAACCACACAUAUAAGGUUGCACAUAUUAUAUUGAUAUUUUAUCGUGUUUGGCUAAAUGCAUACUUGACUGUAGAUAGAUUUAUGAGUGAAGUUACCAACACAAUAGAUUGGCCGUAACACACUCACCCCUUUUAGAAUCACAUUCUCUCUCUCUCUCUCUCUCUCUCUCUCUCUCUCUCUCUCUCUCUCUCUCUCUCUCUCUCUCUCUCUCUCUCUCUCUCUCUCUUA
Gadus macrocephalus (Pacific cod) is the source of this 2252-nucleotide messenger RNA. RefSeq names its product putative nuclease HARBI1. The record is from RefSeq and is a predicted model, not a curated record. The transcript is spliced from 3 exons. The coding region runs from base 438 to 1490 and encodes 350 amino acids. Lineage: Eukaryota; Metazoa; Chordata; Actinopteri; Gadiformes; Gadidae.